AUGAAGAUACUGCGCUUUGGUACUCUCUCCCGUAGAGGAUAUACUCACGGAAUCGGAGGCCUGGAUGACAGUCUAGUGCUCGAAAUAGCGCCUGUUGGCCUGGACUCUACCAUUGGCAUCAAUGGUGUCUCCAACACCCAACCAGUUCCCGCUCCUAACUUGGACAAACAGCCCAGUAUCGCCGUUGGCCUUGCGAGCGACACUGAAUCUCCAGGUAUCCUCUCGCUCGAUUCCAAUGGAGAGGCCCUCCAGGAUGAUGAACUUAUCGAGACCUGCUCUUACACAGACCACAACAGCCACAUAAAAUCAAUCAACAAGUUGAUCAACAUUGCGGUUGAAUGCGUCGACGCCAGGAAGCUAUAUUGCCAGAACGAAUCACAUUUCAGACAAAGGCUCAGUCAGUUCAUUCCGGGCACCUUCGUCGACGAUACAAUUCUUUUUCACCUUCUUCGUAUGAUCACCGAAGACUCCAGAUUCUUUGUCGUCGACCCUUUGCAUUUGAAGCUCAAGGAAGUUUUUCCGUAUCCUGUGUUCAAAGCAUUCUCCAUGGACGUGGACGGGCUCAUCUUGCCCAUCAACGUUAACGCAUCUGACCAGAUGUCGAGUACAAAUACGAAUCACUGGGUUAUCGCAGUCGUCCAUCUGGGCACACGGAAGUUCAAUGCCUUCGGGAUGGAGGAGGAGUCCAUUCAUUAUUGGGCUUCAAGAAUAGAGGCUCUUGCCUCUGAAGUCUCUGGAGGAUCCUUUAACCUCGACAGGCGGUCUCUUGAGCUUGGACCCUACACUGACGAUUCGUAUUGCGCUUUUCUCUGCGCUUAUGCCCUGGACCGUUACCUCGAAUCAAAUCUUAAGCACUGUAGACAAUGGCCUACGGGACCUGAGUUGAGGGAGAGAUACUUCCGUAGGUUUCUCAUCCACUGGGGAGUGCCAUCCAGUUUCCUCCCCGAUCAUACACAGCAGAUGGACUUCGACGUCGUCGAUAGCCCUCAAUCAACAGUUGCAUCAUCGUAUCUGAGUGGCACUAGCGAGACUAGCGGUCGUGAUUUUGGCCAGCUGGACAUGGCGUUGAACGACACUGGGUCGCCUCUCAGAACCGAACAGAAAGCCCGUCUAAUCCAAAUGAAUAUGGAAUGCAAUCCACUUUCCGAAAGCAAACUGAGCAUGCCUCAGCCAACUCCGCCCUCAUGCUCAUUAAAAGAAUUAUUUAAUGAGAUUAACGAGAUCAAGGUCCUUUGCCAAUCGCAUAGCUAUCAACAUAGGAGGCUCCUGGUCGAGACGGCGAAAGAAUUUAAGGUUCAGCUUGCAAUCGAGACGACAGAGCAAAAGAAAAAAAGGGCAGCCUCAAAUGCACAAUUUAGUAGUCGAGCGAAACAGGCGCAGUCGAAGCAAAAGAGCCUAGAGUCCAACAACAAAGCAGGGAAAGGGGUCAAGGAAGAUAACCUCCAGCAAAAACCCAUAGAGCCUGUCCAACAAGGACAGCACAACCCAGAUUCUCCCAGUACGGCUAUGAGCAUGGUGAUAUGGAAAGCGACAGGACUACGCACCAGAAGGCCACUGCGCACUCGCUACUGGAAGUACGUCGAAGAAGGACGCAUUCUGCAGGAAAUUGAGAAGAUUCUGGGCGGUGAUAUCCUGAGAUGUUUGCCAGGCGCAGUCGUCCGACCUGACGAAACGGUUGUGAAGUUCCAAAAUGCACGCAAGUGUUUCAAAGUAUUGAGACAAAACAUUUUCCCAAUACAAUACAAUGCUCUCAAUAGUCCGUUCAAAUAUGCAAUCUGCGUGGAUAUGCAACUGGACCCAACGAAUCUGGGACCCAUCCCGAGUUCCUAG
Messenger RNA from Colletotrichum higginsianum IMI 349063, 1830 nucleotides. RefSeq lists its product as uncharacterized. The record is from RefSeq and is a predicted model, not a curated record. The coding region runs from base 1 to 1830 and encodes 609 amino acids. Lineage: Eukaryota; Fungi; Ascomycota; Sordariomycetes; Glomerellales; Glomerellaceae. The transcript has 6 exons.